GUGGGGACAUGGCCUGAGAUCUUCUCCUCGGGUGGGGCAAACUGAACAGGAGGGCCUUGGUGUUCAGGCAAGAACCCACCCUGCCAAGCUGUCCCUGAGGGGCAAUGCCACGGAGGGGACUGAGUCCCUCGGCCACUGCUUGCUUGCAGGAGACCCUCAGCAGUUAGCGAGCGAGUCCCACCCGCCAGGUGCUGGGACUUAUCCCACCCACACCCCAAAUCCACUGUCCCCCCUUUACUGCAGGCAGGACUGAGGCUGGGGUGGGGCUGGGCUGCCCGUGGGCCCUGGGCCACUAUGCCAGCGCCUUGGAGACAGGGAAUGGCCUUGAAGCGGGCACAGACCAUGACUCAGCAGAUGCCCAGAGGCAUCCAGGGGGCUGGGGGUGCACUUGUCACGGCUUAGCUCCCGGAGCUUGUGCACUGAAGGAGCACGGCUGGUUCAUACUCACCAGCCAGCUGGUCAGAAUGGGCCUGUCCCGCUGGGCAGCUCAUGUGACCAUGGCUGGUGCCAGAUGUCACCUCUAUCCUGGUCUCCAAAGAGGGCAGAUGAAGCAGAACAGGGACAGCAGACCGUGGUUUUCUGUUGGCACCAAAAUCGCUUGAGCUCUGAGCACUGCCCCCAGAGGACGGGUGCCCAGAUAGGCCUGCAUAGGCUGUGAGAAGAGGUGGUGCUGGGAGCAGGAAGGUACACAGAGAGGACGGCCCUACUUUGGGGGCCAGGUGGGGGUCCCCUGCAAUUCGAGGCUUGGGCCCCACAGGGAGGGUGGGAGCUGUGGCACGGCAGCAGGGAGGUGCCCGCCCUACCUGGUUGCAGGGCCGUGGUCUGCACACCCCGGGGCUGGCCUGCCAGGGUGGAGACAGCACCAGAUGGAUGAAAAGUGCGAUGUGUUUGGACAGAGGAAACAGAGAGGCCCUGCUCUUCCUCUCAGCUCUGAAAGGAUGAGGUGGAGCCAGGCAUAAGGUGUCCUCCAGCUAGUGCAAGGGCCCUGCAGCAGGGAGAGCCCGCGAGUGGCUUAAUGAGAUUUAAGCUCGUUUGAUACACCACAUCUGAAGUUUUAUGAGCAGGAGACUUUUCAGACGUGUUUUCACGGGACCCCCGGAUCCUCUCCACGGGAACAGCUUGUACCAGAAGGUGCGGGCAGCCGCCCAGGACUUGGGGGCUGCCUUGUUCUCGGACGCCUUGUCACCUCUGCCUCCUUCCCAGCCACCCAGGGCCCUGCCUCCAGCAGGCAUGGGCUCCCAGUCCAGGCCCCAGAGCUCCCUACAGGGCUUCGGCUACAGCAAGGAACGGGGCCACACAGGCUCUGCAGGCGAAGCCUUCCUGUCCACCAUCCAGAAGGCCGCAGAGGUGGUGGCCAGCACCAUGCGCCCUGGGCCUGAGAGCCCCAGCUCCCAGAGGUCCCUUCUGCGAGGUGACGCCUACCAGCCGGCUGUGACACCUUCAGCCGGCCUCGGCCCUCCAACCCCUGGGAACCCUCUCCCCACAGCCGGCCCAGGUGCCCGAGCCAUGAGACACCAGCCUGGGCAGGCCGGAGGCGGCUGGGAGGAGCUGGACAGCAGCCCAAACUCUCAGGAUUCUUCCCAGGAAAAUGAUGACCUGGGCAAGGCCUCGGACUCAGGUAGUCCGUCGGGCAGUGACAGCCCCUCAGGGGCCAGCCGGGCACCCAGCGACCUGGCAGAAAGGGUCGAGGCCGUGAUCCUGAGUGACUGCCAGCAGGAGCUGAGCCUGGUCCGGGCCGUGACACGGGGGCCACAUUGCUUCCUGAGCCGAGAGGAGGUGCAGCACUUCGUCAAAGAGUGUGGACUCCUCAACUGUGAGGCCGUGCUGGAGCUGCUCAUCCGCCACCUGGGCGCAACCAGCGAGCGUGUGCAGAUGAGAGCCCUGGGUGCCAUCGCCUCCCUCGGGUGCACCGACCUGCUCUCCCAGGAGCGAGUCCUGCUCCUUGCCCGGCCUCGGCUGCAGGAGCUCAGUGUGGGCAGCCCUGGACCCGUGACCAACAAGGCCACCAAGAUCCUGAGACACUUUGAAGCCUCCUGCCGACAGUGGCCCCCUGCCCGGAGGCCCCCAGCCGAGCCUGGCCCUGCAGUCGCCCGUGUGGGCCCAUCAGACCUGCUGACCGACACCCUGCCUUUCACGGGGGGCCAGGGUUUCCUGCAGCCUCUGAGUUCAGCUCUGUUUUCGCCCAAGGGCACCGCUCCCCCAUCGGGGCUGCAGCCCGGCCCUGUGCCCCCGACUUCCCUGGAGGGCUGCCCCCUUCCAGCCCGUGCGGAUGCCAGGGAGGCCAAGACCAGACUGGCAGGUUCCAGAGAGCAGGGGGCUGGAUCCGAGCGGGGCCCGUUUGGCACAGACACUGCAAAGAGAGGGCCAGAGCUUGACCCGGGCCCCGGGGAUAGCUGUGACUCCUUGUUCGCUGGCAUGAAACUGGUGGCCUGUCCCCGCCUGGUGGGGGCCGGGACUGCUGCAGAAGAACCCCUCCCAGCCUGCCAGGCUCCCUGGACGUCGUCACAGAGGGUGGCAGCAAAGGAGCCUUCUGGCUCUGAGCCAUCAGCUUUCGCAUUCUUAAACUCAUGAUCUUGUCAGCCUGGGCCACUUGCAGAGUCUGUGUCCCCCAGCCCCUCACUCCUAGGACUCUGUGACUUUGUGCUGUCCCCAUGUGCCCACAGCCUCUGUGUCCCACCAAAGAGUGGCUCCCCUCAGGUGUCUGCAGUCGGCCUCGCCCUCCUCUGGCCUCCUCCCCUCACCCACUGAGGCCUUGGUGAGGGUAGCCACCCAGCCAGGUAAGCUCAGAGUGGACAGCCCACCCAGUGACGAGAAUAGCCACCAGUAAAACACAGAUAAUAUUUCAGGAGUCCACGAACCAGCAAGAGCCAGGCCGGCACUGCUGGAAGGGUCAUCCUUGCCCGUGGGGGCUACUCCCCAACCUUGUCCCUGAGGUGGGUUCCCCAUUUUUCUGCUGGGGGGCAGGACCCCCCCCCAGCCCACCCCGUGGGUGUGAUGGCCGAGGAGCAGCCCCCCAAGCAGCCCGCAGGACACACAGGGAGGGCGGGACGGGCACAGAAUGAGGAGCCGAGUGCUUGCUGAGACUGGCAGCCGGCGGGCCCUGGGCUGCCGGGUCCCCCACCUCACAGCCAUCUGGUCUGGCCGGAUGAGCACACCACCCGCUUUUCCCAGUUGCCAAAGGGAUCCUAAGGGAGGACAGUGGGGUGGGUGUAUGGCGUGGCCUGCCUGGAGGGUGUGGACGGGAAGGCCUGCUGACCGAGCUCAGAGACCAGACGCCCCUUGGAACUGUCCUCAGUCCCCAGGGUCCUCACGGGCACACAGAGAGGGGCACCAGGGGGAGACAGACAGGUCCUGUCUGCAGGCUGAGCCCAGGCCCGGCCCCCAGCCAAGCUUCUGCUGUUUCCAGACGACAGGCCUGAGAGGAGGACUGCAGGGCCACCUCAGUCAUUCCCCCCUGCCCCCACUGUCUCCUUGGCCAGAGACUGGCCAUUUGGACUUGAAUUCCUAUAGCAGCAGGCAGGCACAGGGCCUCACAAAUGCUGACCUCGGGGUCCCCUGGGGAAACCCCUGCCUGCCUGGCCCUCAGAAACAAGGAUUUUUGGGUGGAUUUGGAAUCACUGCUUGGGUCUUUGAGGUCAGAUCCCUCUCUCAGCGGGGGUAGCGGGGGUGUCCUAAGCAGCGUCACACCUUCUCGUCCAGCAGGAUGGGGUCCUUUCCAGCACUGGGUCCCUGUGUGACCCAUGUCAGCUCCCCCCUGCCGUGACCACUGCCUGCAGACUGUACGGCCACCUCAGAGCAAUGGCUGUGGUCCUUCUUGGAAGAACUGGGGUUGACCUGGGGUCACACCUCCUACAUAAACACUGCUGUUCACACAAAGCUGCACUGUUUGCUUUUUUUUUUAAUUUUCCAUCUUUGUGUGUCUGUGUGUGUGUGUGUGUGUGUGUGUGUGUGUGAAAAUGGCCCUAAGGGGCACGCAGAGAGACUUCUAAAAGCAGGGACAGGUAUUUCUUCCUUAAAUGUUUGGUAAGACUCCCUAGUGGAACUAUCUUGUCCUGUAAUUUUCUAAAUUGCAAGGUUUUUAACUAUGAAGUUCAAUUUCUUAAGUAGAUUUAGGAUGAUUUGGGUUAUCUAUUUCUUCAUAGGCGAGCUUAAGUAAUUUUUUUUUUUAAUUUAUUUUUGGCUGCAUUGGUCUUCGUUGCUGCAUGCGGGCUUUCCCCAGUUGCAGUGGGCGGGGGCCACUCCUUGUUGCGGUGCGCGGGCCUGUCACUGCAGUGGCCUCUCGUGGAGCACCGGCUGUAGGCGUGCAGGCUUCAGUAGUUGUGGCUCAUGGGCUCUAGAGCACAGGCUCGGUAGUUGUGGCGCACGGGCUUAGCUGCUCCGUGGCAUAUGGGAUCCUCCUGGACCAGGGCUCAAACCUGUGUCCCCUGCAUUGGCAGGCGGAUUCUUAACCACUGCACCACCAGGGGAGCCCCAGCUAUAGAGUUUUUCUAGCCUACUUUUCAUUAUUCUUUCAAUUUCUAUAGAGUCCCACCUGUCAUUUCUGUUACUGAUCAUUUUUCGCCUUUCUUGGUUAGUCUGAUUAGAGGUUUAUUAAUAUUACUGACCUUUUCGAAGAACUAACUUGGUUUAAUUCUAUCUACUAGUUUUAUGUUUUAUAUUUCAUUGAUUUUUGCUCUUUAUUAUUUCAUUCAUUCUGGUUGUUUUUCUUUCUCUAGUUUUCUAAAGCUUAGAUUAUUGAUUUGAGAACUUUAUUCUUUUCUAAUACAAACGUUUUAAAAAUAUUUAUUUAUUUGGCUGCACCAGGUCUUAGUUGUGGCAUGUGGGAUCAUUUUCUUUUUUUUUUUAGUUGUGGCAUGCAGGAUCUUUAGUUGAGGCAUGUGGGAUAUUUAGUUGUGGCAUGCAGAAUCUUUGGUUGAGGCAUGUGGGCUCUUUUAGUUGCGGCAGGCAGGAUCUAGUUCCCUGACCAGGGAUCAAACUUGGGCCCCCUGCAUUGGGAGCAUGGAAUCCCACACGUUUUCCUCUAGACACUGCUUUAGCUGCAUCCCAUGAAUUUUGAAAUAUUUUAUUUUUAUUCAGUUCAAAAUAUUUUCUAAUUUUCCAUAAGACUUUCUUUUUGUCUGAUGGAUUAUUUUAAAGUGUGUUUUUUUUGUUAUUACUACUUUAACUCUGACGUAAGAGAACAUAUUUUGUGAGACUUCCAUUAUAUUGUUAAAGAUUUCAAACUUUUGUUAAAGUUUGUUUAGUGGCCCAGAAUAUAGUCUAUCUUGGUGAAUGUUCCAUGUACGCUUGGUCUAGAGAACUACAGACCAAUCUCCUUCAUCAACAUAGAUUAAAAAAAAAAUCCUCAACAAAAUAUUAGCAAAACAGGGCUUCCCUGGUAGCGCAGUGGUUAAGGAUCCGCCUGCCAAUGCAGGGGACAUGGGUUCGAGCCCUGGUCCGCAGAGCAGGAUCCCACAUGCCGUGGAGCAGUGAAGCCCGUGUGCCACAGCUACUGAGCCUACGCUCUAGAGCCUGCAAGCCACAACUACUGAAGCCUGCGCACCUAGAGCCUGUGCUCCGCAACAAGAGAAGCCACUGCAAUGAGAAGCCCGCGCACCACAACGAAGAGUAACCCCUGCUUUCUGCAACUAGAGAAAGCCCGCACGCAGCAACAAAGACCCAGCGCAGCCAAAAAAUAAAAAUAAAUAAAUUAAUUAAAAAAAAUUAGCGAAACAAAUCCAGCAAUAUACAAAAA
Molecule: messenger RNA, 5734 nt
Organism: Orcinus orca (killer whale)
Lineage: Eukaryota; Metazoa; Chordata; Mammalia; Artiodactyla; Delphinidae
Gene: TEPSIN
Product: TEPSIN adaptor related protein complex 4 accessory protein
Exons: 10
Coding region: 1057-2571 (504 amino acids)
Cellular component (GO): trans-Golgi network membrane
Source: RefSeq, a predicted model, not a curated record